AAUGGCGUGUUGAAGUGGACAGGCUCAUGGCAGGGCAGGUUUGCUCCCAGUCUGUUCUCUCUGAUAAGACGUGUUUGUUUACCUUCUCACUCUACCACUUGACUCUGUAACAGUCCCAUAUUUCCUGGUGUCCAUUCCAUUCACUCCAUCGCUGCGAGACAAUGAAGGAUACACACACCCUGCUCAAUCUGCUGCUGCUGCUAGUGUACCUAGCAGGAUCAGCUUUGACCACUGAUGGAGGGAGUGGCAGUAUCAAUGGUCCCUUGGAACUGACCAUAGUGGGACCUGAUUUUGUUAAAGUGGGCGUGCCACGCAGUUUUGACUGUGCCGCCCAGUGCUCUCCAUCCUGCAGCUACAGAAUGAGUAUCUACGGACAGAUUUGGCAGGGCAACAAGCUGUUGUUCACAGCUCGCCAAUGGGAGGAGUCCCUAAACCUUACAUGCACUGCAAGGAAUGAUGACUCUGGGAGGUCCUCGACAGUAUCAAAGAUACUCCAGGUUUUAGCUGGACCAACCAACAUAUCGAUCACAGGCCCUGCCCUGAUGACCCCAGGGGCCCCAAAAAGCUUCCAGUGUUACGCCGACUGCCGUCAGUCCUGCAACUACACCUGGGGGAUAAAUGGCCGAUGGCGCGGGGGACAGGGGAUCGAGAUUACCGUAACUCCCGAAGAAUUGGCCACCUCUGUUACCCUGAACUGCAAGGCCAUCAACAGUGUGUCUGGGCUCUAUGACAUGGCAACAAGGACAAUACCUGUGACAUGUAGGUUUUGGGGAGAUUUAGAGCUUCCUCUAACAAUUGUAGUUUCCCUCUUGUUUGCUAGUGUAAUGCAGUUGUCCAGCUCCACAUCCAGGGCCGGAUUAAGAAAUCAUAGGCCCUGGGGCUUUGUUUUAAUAGGCCCCUGGUGGGAUUUUUUGGGGGGUCCUCUCGAACCACAUAGAUGCUUGGGCCCAGGGGCUUCGGCCCAGGUAAGCCCCUGCAUUAUUUCGGUAGGCCGACAUUAGCUGAUUAUGCACUGUAUUUUUCAGAUGGACCCUUGGAACUAACCAUUGUGGGACCUGACUUUGUGACUGUGGGCGUGCCAUGCAGUUUUGACUGUGCCGCCCAGUGCUCUCCCUCCUGUAGCUCCCUCCUGUAGCUACAGAAUGAGUAUCGACGGGCAGAUUGGGCAAGGCAACGAGCUGUUCUUCACAGCUCGCCAAUGGGAAGAGUCCCUAAACCUCACAUGCACCGCAAGGAAUGAUGACUCUGGGAGGUCCUCUAGUAUCUAAGAUACUGCAGGUUUUAGGUGGGUGGGGGGUUUGUUGGUUUGUUUUUAUGACGCUUAACCUGAAGUUAGUGGUGCAUGGUCUUUAUGGUUUUUGGAAUGGAGUGAUAAUUCAAUGCCUUAUAUGGACAUUAUGUCUGGAUUACUGGAUUAGUGUCACAAAGUGCUUAUACCGAAAUCCAACCUUAAACACCAAACAACAAGCAAUGCAGAUGUAGAAGUACGGUGGCUAGGAAAAACUCCCUCGAAAGGCCGGAACCUAGGAAGAAACCUAGGGAGGAACCAGGCUCUAAGGGGCGGCCAGUCCUCUUCUGGCUGUGCCGGGUAGAGAUUAUAAGAUUACAUGGCCAUUAAGGCUAGAUUGUUCUUCAAGAUGUUCGUUCAUAGAUCACCAGCAAGUUAAUAAUCACAGUGGUCGUGGAGGGUGUAGCAGGUCAGCACCUCAGGAGUAAAUGUCAGUUGGCUUUUUGGUGUUCCUUUUGUAAUGUAUUUUUUUUGUGUGUGUUACAGAUGAUGGAAAAUCCAUGGCCACACAGGCUGAACAGACUAGACCUGCUUCUGUUCACAUUCACACUCUCACUCUACACCGUAAUAUCAACAUAAUCCAGGAAAAGGUGGUUUUAUACAAGGAAGUGAUCUGUUCUCCACAUGCAUAUCUGACUAAUUUGAAAACAUGUCAUCAUUAUUACAGACAGUGAUGGAACAUGUGGUUUAUUGGUAAAGAACAAAGAACAAACAGUGCCUCUCAUAUCAGGAUGUUAACGAUAUUUGCUGAUGAUAAGUGAAGUGGAAAGGCUUGGCUGAAUCUUUCACUAUCAAAGCACUACGUGUGUUUGUGCAAGUAUCAUCACGUGUAUAGCAUAUUUGGAUUAAAUAUUUAAUAAAGACACAUAUACAUUAA
This is a messenger RNA of Oncorhynchus keta (chum salmon), 2165 nucleotides long. RefSeq lists its product as uncharacterized. The transcript has 4 exons. The coding region runs from base 162 to 1001 and encodes 279 amino acids. The record is from RefSeq and is a predicted model, not a curated record. NCBI's taxonomy places the organism in Eukaryota, Metazoa, Chordata, Actinopteri, Salmoniformes, Salmonidae.